UGUGCAUUAUCUGCAGUAAAGCAAGCUUCAAGCAUCAGCAGCUAUCAUGUCUGGAAUUGUUUGCACCAGCCUCCGUAUUGCACCAGGCCAGCGCAUUUCUGUAAAAGGUGACGUUCCAUCAGGAGCCAAGAGUUUUGUAGUUAACCUGGGUAAAAGCAAAGAUGACCUUAUACUGCAUUUCAAUGCACGUUUUGAUGCUCAUGGAGACAUAAGGACCAUCGUCUGCAAUUCCAAGUCCAAAGGAAAGUGGGGCACAGAACACAGGGAGACCAACUUUCCCUUCCAAGAGGGCAGCAGUGCUGAGGUGUUCUUUGCUCAUGACAAAAAUGAGGUGACCAUUACGCUGCCUGGUAACCAUCAGUUCAAGGUCCCCAAUGCCUCAGGCUCAGAAGGCAUCGAAUUUGCCUGUGUAGAAGGCGACAUUGCAUUCAAAGGCCUGUCCAUUGCUUAACUGCCCCAUCUCCUGGUCCCAUCUCACUUACCUCUCCUGCUCAAUAAAGCAGAAAAAAAUAAAUGCUAUUCAAUUCUGGUUUUAA
Molecule: messenger RNA, 536 nt
Organism: Sceloporus undulatus (fence lizard)
Lineage: Eukaryota; Metazoa; Chordata; Lepidosauria; Squamata; Phrynosomatidae
Gene: LGALS1
Product: galectin 1
Exons: 4
Coding region: 47-451 (134 amino acids)
Molecular function (GO): laminin binding; carbohydrate binding
Source: RefSeq, a predicted model, not a curated record